Molecule: messenger RNA, 1038 nt
Organism: Amaranthus tricolor (Joseph's coat)
Lineage: Eukaryota; Viridiplantae; Streptophyta; Magnoliopsida; Caryophyllales; Amaranthaceae
Product: xyloglucan endotransglucosylase/hydrolase protein 22-like
Exons: 5
Coding region: 1-840 (279 amino acids)
Biological process (GO): cell wall biogenesis; xyloglucan metabolic process
Cellular component (GO): apoplast; cell wall
Molecular function (GO): hydrolase activity, hydrolyzing O-glycosyl compounds; xyloglucan:xyloglucosyl transferase activity
Source: RefSeq, a predicted model, not a curated record
AUGGCUAUCACGUACCUCCUUAACUUAUUUUCUAAUAUUUUAAAUUCUAAUCCAGCCUCUCAAAAUUUUCAACAAGAUUUAAAGAUAACAUGGGGAAAUGAUAGGGGAAAGAUUGUUGAUAAUGGACAGAUUAUGACCCUUACACUUGAUAAUUUUUCAGGUUCUGGUUUUGAAUCUAAUUUUGAGUAUCACUUUGGUAAGAUUGAUAUGCAGAUCAAGCUUGUUCCCGGUAACUCUGCUGGAACUGUUACAGCUUAUUAUCUAUCAUCAGUGGGUGAUAAUCAUGAUGAAAUAGAUUAUGAAUUUCUUGGGAACAUAAGUGGACAACCAUACACAGUACACACCAAUGUAUAUGCCGGAGGGAAAGGGGAUAGAGAGCAACAAUUUCACCUUUGGUUUGAUCCAACUGCUGAUUUUCACACUUACUCUUUCCUUUGGAAUCCCCAAACAGUCAUAUUUUCCAUAGAUGAAACACCAAUAAGGGAAUUCAAGAAUAGAGAAUCAAUUGGCAUUCCAUUUCCAAAAACCCAUGCAAUGAGACUCUAUUCGAGCUUAUGGAAUGCAGACGAUUGGGCAACUCAAGGAGGUCGAGUCAAGACGGAUUGGAGUCAAGCGCCAUUUACUGCCGCUUACAAGAAUUUUAAGGCCGAUGCAUGUGUUAGGGCCGCUGGGAGAACUUCUUGUGGCCCACAAACAGUUGCUUGGAUGACAAAAAAGCUUGACGGUUUGAGUCUGAAUAGGUUAAAGUGGGUCCGAAGGAAUUUCAUGAUUUAUAAUUAUUGUGAUGAUACAAAGAGGUUUCCUCAAGGCCUUCCUAAAGAAUGUCAAGUCCGUGAGUAAAAUAUCUUUUAAAAAGUAAUAUUUUCUCCAUACUUUGAAUUUGCAUUUCAAAACUCAAUAUUGAGCGCUUUUUGAGUUUUAAGAUGUAAACUCAAAGAGACAGAGGAGGUAUUUUCUAGCUAUCUAUGUUUAGAAGCUCUUGUAUGUAAUCUUUAUGAUCUUCUUCUUACUUUGUCCAACUGAUCUUUUUGAGGUUGA